GCCGCCUGCCCGACGCUAGUGAAAAAUCAUCAUUCCCUUGAUUAAAUUAAAGGGGGCGGCUCCCAGAUCUCAAUCAGUGGCCCAGCACUGGGACGCAGGAGCACAGGAAUGGGGUGUACCCGGAGCACCGGGGGGUCCUUGUGCUGCGUUUGGCCUCGCGGUCCCUGCGAGCAGAUGGAGCCGCCAGCGAGGGUUGUGCGGAGCAUCCAAAGCGCUUGGCUCGGAUCCCGUCCGGCCCGAACAGACGCGCUUCCCCCCCAGCGAGUCCAGCCCGUGCAGAGCGGGGCCGGGGGCUUUGAGCCGCUCCUGUGGGUGAGCGAGGGGCCGUUGUGCCUCCUCCGUGGGGUCGGGUCAUCCCCGAGGCUCCAGCGGUUCCUCCAGCCGGUUUGGCCCCGGUAGCCCCGCGGUGGCUGCUGUGACAGGGCUGGGUGUCCCACGGGCUGAUCUGCAGGGUCUGCUCUGUGUUGGUGCAGCCCCACGGCUGCCAAGGCCCUUCAGGGGCUGCUUGGCUGUCUUGGGGGCUGUGACAAUGACAGAGAUGAUGAAACGGGGGCAGGGGGAGGCAAUGCAUCCCUUGCUCUUGCAGCGGGGAGCCGGAGCAGCCCCCGGGAAUGGCAGACAUGCAAUGUCCCCGGGCUGGCAGCCACUCUGGUGCAGGUCUCUGUCGCCUGGGGUGCUGUCCUACAUGUCCUCGCCUGCAAAGGGACAGCAUGUCACCCUCCCUGGGUGCUGUGACCCUGCUGCUGGCUCCGGCGCCAGACGGGACAGGGACAGGGACACCUCCAAGUACUUUCCCUGCCUGCCGGGGUGGUGAACAUGCACCCAGGUGAUGGAUGUGAGCGUCUGGGCUGAGGAACCUGCCUGGGAUACAACAGGAAGGAGCCGAAAGCAUCAGCAGCAUCGCUGGAGCUCCCACAGGGCCUGGGGGGGUGGGGGUGCUGAUCCCCAGGGCGGGCUGGGGGUGCUGGUCCCCAGGGUGAACUGGGGGUGCUGGUCCCCAGGGCAGGCUGGGGACCUGAGGGGUGUGAACAAGCAAAAGGGCUGGAAAACCCCGCGGUUCUCAGCAACGGUUUGAUUCUUUGGAGCGGUUUGUAAAUCGUCAAGACCUGGUGGUCUGAGGUCCCAGAUUCUCCGAGCACGGACAAGUUUGGGUGAGCCCCCUCGGUACUUUAAAGCUUUGGCUGGGCUGUGUAAAUCACCUGCCGGACGCUGUCAAUCCAGCAUGAUCUGCUGUCUCUGCAGUUGCUGCCGGCCAGUGCGAACUGGGCUGGACUUCAGAGAGCUCUGCUUACAGCUCCCGACACAAGACGAACGGCGCUGCCGGCCCCAGGGAUGUCACACAGCGGCACCAACGGCAGCACGUGGGCUCGGUGUGACCCUGGGGGUGACCCCGCGCCCCGAAACAACCCGCAGCCAUUCCUAGAGACCAAACCGAAUAGGAAAUGAACCCCGUGAGCUCCGGGGCUCUCCGAGGACAGCCCUUUGCCAGGCUACUUGUGUUCAAGAUGGGGAAAAAAAAUACUCCUUAUAAGGCUGUACGGCCGUGCUGACGCUGUUGUGCUGCAGCCACUUCUGCCCAUUGGCAGCUUCCCUUGUAUUCUUGCGCUCCGGCCAAUUUUUAAUCAAUUUAAUUGGCUCCUCGUCUCGUACAGCACCAUGCGCUCUGGCUUUGGGCGGCUGCCUAACGUAUGACACACAAUCAGGUGCUUUCAAGAAACCGAGCCCGACUUGUCUCGCUCUCCCCCUAAUAAUUGUGGUCAUCUCCUUGAAGAUGCUGCUGCUUGCCUCCUGCGGGAUCCUUGGUUAUCUCCGCAGAGCAGUUUUGCUGAGUUACACGCUUGUUCCGUCAAAUCCCUUCUCUGACGGGCAGGGUUGGGAACUCAGAGGCGGUUUGGAAGCAUUGACCGUCAGAUUCAUCACCAGGAGAUUCAUCGGAGACUACGACCCGACCCUGGAAAUGAUCUACAGACACGUGACCGUCAUCGACGGGGAGAUGGUGCAUUUCGAGAUCCUGGACACGGCGGGACAGGAGGAGGAUUCCCUGCAGAUAGAGGAGAAGAUCAAGUGGGGCGAUGGCUUCGCCGUGGUCUACUCGGUGACCGACCGCUGCAGCUUCGACGAGGUGAUGCGGCUCUGCUUCCUCAUCAACCACCUCCAUGCCAGCCCCAAGCGCAGCGGCGGCGACCAGCCGCCCGUCGUCAUCGUGGCCAACAAGAAGGACCUGCAGUUCGACAGGAUGGUGUCCACGGAGGACGGCGAAAACCUCUCCAAAGCCUUGAAGCUCCCGUUCUACGAGAUCUCCACCCGGGACAGCUACGAGGAGACCGUGGUGGUGUUCAACAGCCUCUACCAGGAGCUCAUGAGACAGGGACACUUCUCGCCGGGCUCCUUUAAGAGGAGGACAGUGUCCAAGCUGAUGGAGAAGAUCCCCAAGAUGCAGGGCAGCUCCACGCUGAGCACGGCGGGACGGAGCCUCAGCUUUAACUCCUUCAGGGACUACAUCCCCGAGUGAGGGACACGGGGACGAGAGCGGCGGCCGAGCCGGGACCGAGGGACAUGUUGUUCUGCUGUGAGGCCAUCUCGGUGGAGGAGCAGCUGCUGGGGCUGGAAGGUUCAGAGGUGGGGAGGGGGGAACCGGGGUCCAACAGCCUUUUAAUGCCCGCAGGCUCCUGGAAAUGGGCUUUGUGUCAGCAGGUAGAUGUUCUUUGGCCGUCUCACCCCUUUGCUCCCUCCUCGUGCUGGUGAAGGUGGCUCGUGGUGACUGCGGUGCUGUUGGGUCAACCCAUGCGGGCUCAGGAGAGUCUCAGUGGGGAUCAGACCCCACACAGACAUGUCUGUAUGGGUUUCCCACCCCCCUCAGAACACUCGCUGGGUCUGUGUGUGCCCCAAAAUGUGCACCCAUGGCACUGGGGGAACCCUGCAGGUCACGCUGGCUCCUGAGCUGUCACCAUCCGCCCUGUCCUGGGGGCAACAGCCGUCACUUCUGCAGCCCAGUGCUGCUGGGGGUCAAACCCCCAUGAUCAGCAGAGGCUGCUCAGACCCUUCCAGCCCGGCCAGCUGUUCCAGGGGUGGUCGCUGCCCAUGUCCUGCCCCUCGGAGCCCCAGGCGCCCCACGCGUGGGUCAGGGUUGGCGGGGACUGUCCCCGCUCUGCCUCUGCCUGGUGCCCUGAGGAGCCGGGCCAGCCCGUUUGUCCACCCGCAGGCACCAGCGUCCAUCUGUCAGAGCCGGGGGCUGCGUUUCUGUCCUGGUUUUACCCUGGGUUUGUGAACUGGAGCUGCUGGUGGAGGAGCAGACCCCUGCAGCCCCCAGAGACCCCCCAGGCCCCCACAUCCCCCCGCAGCCCCCCAAGCCCCCCAUCCCCGCCCGCAGGGCAGCUGCAGGGCCCCCGUUCUCCGUCCGGCUGCUCGCAGGCUGGCACCGAGGGCACGUUUAAAGGCAAACCAGAGAUCCGUUUACAGUGGGGGGUGGAAAAAAAGCCUGUUAAUCCCCAGCUUUUCUAAAAACUGAUUUUUUAACCUUUCAGGCCACUUGGCACGCUCUGCUUUAACAACCCUGUAAAUAACACACUGGCACGGGUGGUGAAGGCAGCAGACGCGGCUGCUCCGUCCCACCUGGCGGCACCGUGCCCGGGGCUUCGCGGGGUUUCUGCCCCGUGUCUCAUGUCCAUGUGGCUCAGGGCAGCUCCUCUCUGAGGGGACGCAACUCCCACAUAUGGCAUUUCUGAUCCCGCUCCUGCGUCCCCAGGAACAGCAUUCCCGGGCAGCUUCCCACGCUUUGCCCUGCGGCUCAGACGCGCGGAUGCAACGGGGCUGAUACCGGGAGGUGCAAAUGACGCUCCUUGCAGGGACCCCCUUGUCUGCUCACUAAGCUCCCCAUCCCCAAAGGGGAAAUCGCUGCGGGCUGAGGAUUUGUCAGUGCAGGAAGCGCGGGCAGGAGCAGGGUUGUGGCGGGCACGUCCCUCCUCUCCCGCUGCACGGUGCUGCGGUGCCCUUGGAGGUGAAGGUGCUGGGAGACCCACGGUGUCUGCAGGGUCCCAGUCUGAUUUUGGGCUUGGAGAAAGCUUGGAGACAAUUAUUUGACGUUUCAGUCUCUCACGGUGUCACACAUCGCCCUGUAGUGACCUGUUGCAUCGUCUGCUGCUGCAUCCUGUGACAAUAAAAGCUGUGUUGGCCACUGCC
Columba livia (rock pigeon) is the source of this 4179-nucleotide messenger RNA. Its product is annotated as ras-related and estrogen-regulated growth inhibitor-like. Lineage: Eukaryota; Metazoa; Chordata; Aves; Columbiformes; Columbidae. Bases 1772 to 2512 code for a protein of 246 amino acids. Gene Ontology annotation, molecular function: GTP binding; GTPase activity. The record is from RefSeq and is a predicted model, not a curated record. The transcript is spliced from 4 exons.